Messenger RNA from Phlebotomus papatasi, 1341 nucleotides. RefSeq names its product protein phosphatase 1 regulatory subunit 21. Gene Ontology annotation, cellular component: membrane; early endosome. The record is from RefSeq and is a predicted model, not a curated record. Lineage: Eukaryota; Metazoa; Arthropoda; Insecta; Diptera; Psychodidae. The transcript has 3 exons. Bases 174 to 1250 code for a protein of 358 amino acids.
UCCAAUGAGUCCAAAGUAGGAGAAACGAGGAAAAUUGUUGCCAUUCUGCGUGCAGUGUUUUGGAUUGCGAAAUAUUUUUCACACAAAAAUGCACUCAAUAAAAGUAUAUUUGCUGCAGCUGUGAACCUAGUUGUAAGGUGAAAGUGUACAUCUGUGGAAUUGUGAUAGAGAAUAUGGAGUCGACUGAUGGGAAAUAUCAGAAAUUGGCUACGGAAUAUGCAAAGAUAAGAGCCCAAGCCAAUGUUCUGAAACGUGCUGUGCUGGAGGAGCAGAACAAAAAUGGGGCAUUGCGAGAGAGUUUUCGACUGAAGGAGGCGAAUCUGAGGCGUGCAGAACAGGAAGUGGACAGUCUGACUUUUCGCAAUAAGCAGCUGGAACACCGUGUGGCAUCGCUCCAGGAUGACCUUGAUCGAGAGCUCAAGAGGAGCAAGGGUAGCAGCAGACAGCCACGUAACACUGAGAUUCACACCAUGACAAAGGAUGCCGUUAUUGCGGAGGAACUGCAGAAGAAAAUCAUUGAGAAUGCUCAAUUAAAUUCCCUGAUAUCUGAUAAGUCUGCCGAAUUGGAUCUUGUCAUGGAGAGAAUCAAGACACUGGAACUUCAAGCCACAGAACAUUCAGAUACUGAGAAGGCUCUGAGGCGUGAAAUUGAUGCCCUUAGCAUAAAGAAUGCUGAAUUGGAGAGCAAGAUUGUAGAUGUGUCCAGCACAAUAGGAAGCGAAGAUGGACUGAGUGUGACGGGAAGUGAUCAUACAACACCCCUCCAUACAAAUUCAUCCUCCAGCGAGGAGAGAAUAGCAUUCCUGGAGAAGGAACUCAAUCACUGGCGAACUCAGUAUGAGAUUCUAAAGAUAGGGGAUGGUCUAAUUGGCGCCAAAUUGCUCGAUAUGGCCAGUAAACCAACUGAUAUGCUAUCCAAAGGCCCGUCCAAUGGAGAAUCUGAUGCCACUACGAAGGAGCAACUGGUCUAUGGGCACCUCAGCAAGAAGAUUGAGGAACUCUUUAUGGCCAAGUGUCGAGCAGAAUCGAAAUUAGCUUCCUAUAUGGCUGAAUGUGAGGGUCUGCAGAAUGCCCUUGAGAUUCUCAAUGCCGAAAUGCAAGAUAAAACACUGAAGCAAGAGGAGUCUCAGAGGAAACUGCAGAUCUUGGAGGAUGACUUAGUGACGACAAGAUGCAAUUAUGAGGAGCAAAUCACAGUUUUGACGGAGCAAAUCAUCAAUUUGAGCGAUCAUUUGGCGGCCAGGCGUUAAUUUGUACAUCCUACAUAUACAUGCUAUAUCCCAGAUACUUUAUAUGUGAAUGUAUUUAUUAUAAAAAAUAUAUAUGUAAUGUUAAAAGGUA